AUGGCUUUGUCGAAGUUUCAACUUGCAACUUUUCUCAUCAUAUAUUGUCUGCUAACUACUUCCCAAUCAAAGAUAUUGAAUACAAAACAAAUCGGAGUUGAUGACUGUGUUUAUAGAGGUCGAUGCCAGUUCAGCAAAGAAUGUAAGAGUCGAUGUGGACCGCCUGAGUUCUCAGAUGAAACUACUGGUUUAUGCAUGCUCGAUUAUGAUGACAACGAAUAUCGUUGUUGUUGUACUUCAAAUAACUAA
This is a messenger RNA of Camelina sativa (false flax), 249 nucleotides long. Its product is annotated as defensin-like protein 275. NCBI's taxonomy places the organism in Eukaryota, Viridiplantae, Streptophyta, Magnoliopsida, Brassicales, Brassicaceae. The record is from RefSeq and is a predicted model, not a curated record.